AUGGAGAAUUCUACCCAAGGCUGGAGAGGCAACAUCACCAAGUGCCAGCCACAGCAGGUCAACAUUGUCAUCCCCAUCCUUCUGAGCAUCCUCUUUUUGGGUGGCUUAGUUUUGAACGGCCUCAGUCUCUGGAUAUUCUGGUUCCAAAUUAGGCAGUGGAACUCUGGCAUGAUCCUCCAAUUCAACCUGGCUUUGGUGGAUAGUCUCAUCAUUCCCUUGGCACCACUGAUGGUGACUUAUUUCAUCCUGGGCAGCCACUGGCCAUUUGGGCAGUUUCUCUGCCAGCUCAAAGUCUUCGCCCUUAGCAGCCAUUUAUAUGGCAGUAUCUAUUUCCUGAUGCUCAUCAGCAUCCACAGGUACUUUGCUGUUGUGCGCUUGAACACCAGAUCCCUUUGGAAGACAAAGCCUUUCCUCAAGAAGCUCUGCUUUUUCUUCUGGUUCAUCCUCAUCAUUCAAGGGCUCCCCUUUUUCUUCGUCCUCAAGACUUCAGUCCUUCAAGGCUCAGUGAGGUGCCUGAAUAUCCACCAGACAGAAUUGUCCUAUCUUUACUUCUGUUACAACAUGAUCGUAGUUGUGGUUGCCUUCCUCCUCCCAUUUGGCAUCUCCUUAACCUGCUAUGGCCUGCUGGGAGGUACCAUUGCUAAAAUGAGCAGUGCAAGCCUCCGGGGCAAGGUUAUAAAGACUAAAUCCCUGCAGAUGAUAACAGUAUCUCUGACUAUAUUUGUCAUCUGCUUUGUCCCCCUGCACAUCUGCAGGACCAUGGGUGUGAUUGUGAAGUUUUAUGACAUGUCCUGUGAGCUCCUGCACCAGAACUGCCUGGUGAAGGCCAUCCUGGGCACAGUAGGGGAGAUCUCCAUCAACCACACUGUCCCGGGCUGCGAGAACCAGAUGCACCCCAACAUCGUCAUCACCCACGAAGAGGCCAAGAGAGUUGUGUUCAUGGACAUCACCAUCCCCUUUGAGAACCAGUGA
Alligator mississippiensis (American alligator) is the source of this 972-nucleotide messenger RNA. Its product is annotated as P2Y purinoceptor 2-like. Gene Ontology annotation, cellular component: plasma membrane. The transcript is spliced from 2 exons. Gene Ontology annotation, biological process: G protein-coupled receptor signaling pathway. Lineage: Eukaryota; Metazoa; Chordata; Crocodylia; Alligatoridae. The record is from RefSeq and is a predicted model, not a curated record. Gene Ontology annotation, molecular function: G protein-coupled receptor activity. The coding region runs from base 1 to 972 and encodes 323 amino acids.